AUGGCAGCAACUUGGGGCCAUCUCGAUUCUCGGGAGAUUGUUCUCUCCCUUCUACUUUCCCUCCAUCUUCCUUGCCAGGAAAAUUUCUCGAAUAAUUUGGGGGGCUUGUUGGAACUGAUUGAGGACCUUCUAAAUCAUACAAGUUUUUCCAGUCUGCAUUUUCGCCAUCUCCAGUUUCCUAAACAACCCAUGAGAGACGAGAGUGGGGAAUUGAACCUGAGACUUGACAGCCUGAUGGUGAAGCAGGAUUCUCCUCUGAAGCUCAUCAACAAACGGAAUCACCGAAGGAUCUCUAGAAUUGAGCAAGAGAACCUCCUGCGCCGUGAUAAUCGCCUUUAUGUGCUCCAGAUUGAUAACAAUGGCCCGCUCGCGGCCGAGCACGGUGGACGGCGGGUCGAGUAUGCGGAGAUCUCGGGCCGGGAGCCCCGUCCGCCUCAUGAUUGCGUGUUUUCCGACCUCCACGACCUGCGCCUGGCCCGUCGAGUCCAGCUGCAGCCAAGCCCUAACACCCACCGCCUUCUUCCGGAGCCCCCCGCCGCCGCCGAUCCCGACGCCCACUCCUCCGGCGCCGGGACGGAUGAAGGGCUCUCCGGCGACGUCGUCCUCCGGGUGCGGCGGCGCGGCGGCGGCCGGUUUCGGCGGUUAUGUGUUUUCAAGUUCAAAUAUUUGCAAUAA
Striga asiatica is the source of this 675-nucleotide messenger RNA. The record is from the annotation of a GenBank genome assembly. Lineage: Eukaryota; Viridiplantae; Streptophyta; Magnoliopsida; Lamiales; Orobanchaceae.